AUGAAUCACGAACUCACCUUGACUAUUUCUCCGUCACAUUUCUCCAAAGACACGCCAGCCCUCGGGAAGAAUGGCGGUGGAAGCGUUGCAGUACUCCCACCCGUGGGCAAGACUUCGGUGGAACGCAUCAAUCUCGAGCCUAUCUACGCGCAACUCAAGGCAGCGUUGGGUGAGUCAUGGAACGAUUACAAGACGGCCCUCAGUACGUUCGUCCAAGGCGGCCUCAAUCAGGCAGAGCUAUCAUGGGUUCUUCAGCCACUCCUCACUCCGGUGCCGAUCAUGAUCCCAGGCGCGGACCCGGCCAAAGCCCCUGCGUCGACUCUACAUCUUCACAACCAGCUGCUGAUGUCCAUGUACUCAAAUACCUUGCGCGACCCGCCCGCGACAGAUGUUGCGCCCUGGGUCGUUGCAACCGACAAACCGUCCAGUACUGCUAAGAACACUGGUGCGGGUGGUGGUGCAAAUGACAAGGCGGAGGAGAGGCUGAAGAGGGAAAUUAUGAACUUCCAUCCACGGGACAGACAGAGGAUCAAAGCAUUGAAAGAAGAAGGCCCGCGGUCGCCUCGGCAGAAUGUAUUGCGGCAGAUGAUAGAAUAUGGGGACGAGCUAGCUGCAAAACCGCCUGGCACUGGGAGCGGGCAGAACGAUGCGCAGGCUGCGACACCUGGUUUGGCGAGGAACAACUUCGACAUCGAAAUUCAACGACGAUACGCGCAGCCCCUUGCGAGCGAGCAGCUGGAAUUCCCGAGCCACAACGACCUGCAAAGUAAAAUUGAGCCUAUAUCUUACGAGCGGGGUCUGACGGGUGGCGUACAGCAAGGUAUGCAACAGUCCUGCUCAGAUCUUCUCGAGCAGGCUACCGAAGUAUUCAUUAAAGAAAUGUUGAGCGGCUUUCUGGCGCAUGCGCGCAGCAAUGCCGUGGGCCGAGAAGGUGUGCAAACUCAUAGAUUCAGGCGUCAGCUUCGAAAGGAGGAAGACGACGCUGAGAGAGGAGUGCUUCAGAGGAACUCGGGCGGCAUGCUACCUGUUGAAAUGCAAAUGCAAGCUUCCCGACAACCACUGACAAUGGCAGAUAUGCGUCUCAGUCUUGGUCUGUCAGAUGGUUACUUGAAGCAAGAUCCUUUUCUACAAGAGCGAAUUCAGUUGAAGCAUUACCCAGUCAUGGUCCCGUCUACUACAUCUGGACCCGAUGCCAAUGGCUUUUCAGGACGUGUCACGAAUGGGGUGAGGGGAUCCGGGGGCGGAGGUCCUAACCAUGGUGAUGCUAUGGACCUUGAUGACUUUGACUACGGCAUUUACAAAGGGGUGGGCAAGAGCGAUCAUGAUAAUAUUAUGGGUGCUUUGGACGAUUGUUUACUGGCGCCUGGCUAG
Molecule: messenger RNA, 1371 nt
Organism: Sphaerulina musiva SO2202
Lineage: Eukaryota; Fungi; Ascomycota; Dothideomycetes; Mycosphaerellales; Mycosphaerellaceae
Exons: 1
Coding region: 1-1371 (456 amino acids)
Biological process (GO): regulation of transcription by RNA polymerase II
Cellular component (GO): SAGA complex
Molecular function (GO): transcription coactivator activity
Source: RefSeq, a predicted model, not a curated record